UGUGUGUGUGCGUUUUGCUUGAGAAAAUGGAUAUUACUGGCACUGGUUUACAUCAUGCUGUGUCAUUGGGCAACAUCGAGGUCUCCACGAAGGCGACUUAUUCCAGUCACAUGGAUCGAAGUUAUGAUUCUGAAGAUGAGCAUACAAGUCGUCGAAGACUACGUCAUACACUAUCCACCGAGUUGCAGCCUCGCACGUCCGUCUAUUCACGUGGCGAUAUAAGGGAACAGUACUGCCUUACUGAUCGUCAGUUGCACAGCAUUGAACAACGUCCUCGCCGUGAACGCUUUUUUGGCUGCCUAUCGAGACGUGGCCAGACACAAGCUUCAAGUUUUUUGGGUGGCUGUGUGGGUCGUAGGGUCCCAUCCGAUGAGAAUUUGGCUGCCUAUGCGCCAUUUGAGAAAUAUCCACGAUAUCAAAACAGUUAUACAGACACUCACGAAUUGGAAAGUUCCUAUUUUCGCCGUCAGCCAGCUUCAAUAUUAAGUACUGGUAAAUCUAGUGAACCUGAUUUGGGUGGACGUUAUACCUGGCAGGCGGCUAAUAAUAAUACUACUACGACUAACGACUAUCAAGUGGACCACAGGGCAACUUGUUGUACAGCACCACUUGAAUCCUUUUACCAGGAUAUAUUGCUACGGAAUUAUUAUGUCGAGCUAUGCGCUCCAACUUCAAAUCCUACACCACAACCAACAUCACACACCAAUCAAAUCGCUAAUAUAAAUGUUUGCUCGUAUCACUGCCCCACAUAUGCCACAAUGCCGACGACGCAACAGCAACAACAGCAACAGGCGAGAACCAAACAUGUGAGCUUUGCCCGUUCGCACACUUUGACGAGUUUUGAUAAUGUGAAUGCUGGAUUUCGUUCCUCGGGUCGCAUAAAGUCGGCGCGCAGUCAAGAGCGUUUAAUUGGCGGGAAAAAGCCCAUUAUAGCCACAGGGUCGAUGUACGAAACACUGCAGCCAACGGGCUUGCAACAACCAAACCAACAACUGCAACAACAACAGCAACAGCAGGCACAACAACUGAACGCAGCAUCUACGGGGACCACUGCCACGGCUUGGUUGCCACCCUCCGUUCAAUUGCAGGCAUGUCAACAUCAUCAUGCACCCAUUCACCUGCACCAUCAGCAGUUGCCAGACAACAUGGUGGGCUUGAUUAUACCACAAGCAUUGCCUGUGGCUUUACCUCCACCAAGUCCGGAGGUUCUGAUUGUGGAGAAAAAGUUUCGCAAUGCCAUGAAAACUCAGGCCACUCAAACAAUGCAAGUGGCCAGACAACAUGGGUAUAAUACACAGAUUUUGGCGCUUAGUCCACGACCACCGCAUCGCAUUAAGGUGGUCUCGCAAGGAGCCCAAACAAAUGGUCUGCAGAAUGGCAAAAAGCUAACCAAAAGUCUAUCAGAAAUACCGAAUGGCAAAGAGACACAACAGCAACACUAUCAGCCGGGUUCCAUUUACCCCCAUGAGAUGAUAUAUCGUACUCAAUCGCAAGAUGUUACACCAUUGCAAACACUUUCGGAUGCCCAGAAUAAUAUUAUGUACUAUAAGCCACCGCCUCCAUUGCUUGAUCCUCACACUUAUGGUCUUGGCAUGGAGCAUUUAAAUCGCAAUCGUUCCUCAAUGGAUCAAACGGCAGAGUAUGUGAAUGUCAAUGCAGCCGCCUUGGCUCUAAAUGAAAGUUUUGACUAUGAGAGCAAUAGUUUACCGCGUCGUAAUUGCACUUCACAUGCUCGAACCGAAACGGAUUACUAUUCAAAUAGUUUGCCACGUCAUUCAGAAGCUUUGCAUUCCCAUGACAUUUGCAAACAUAUAACAGAAUGCGCUGAACUCAUAACGGAUAGUGUGCCAUUGGAUUUCACUAGGCCACAUUUAUUGCCGCCACCGAGUGAGUAUUGCAAAAAUGAAGAGGAGGAUGAGUUUCAAGAGGAAUACUAUGACGAUGAUGAGGAAGACUAUGCGGCAAAGGCACCUGAAACUACAGAAAGUUAUAGUUCGGAGGUAUGUUUGGAGCAGGCGCAACGACGCAUGUCUAUGGUACCUCAGAUGAUAGAUUCACCGUUUCGUCGCGAUGACAUUAGACGUCAGUCGAUGCCUGUUUAUGGGCAGACCGAGAAACUAAUCGACGGUUUUGGGCCACGCACCUCUUUUCGACGUAAGGACAAGGUCAGUUGUUUUCCUGAAACCUCCAACGCCGCCGCCGCCGCUGAUGACCCUGGCAGAUUGUCACCCAGAGAUGAGGAAGAGAUUUUUAUUGAUUUCAAACCACAUGUGUCACCAAAGCCAAGUCCCAAGAUACAAAUAAAGCAUCGUAAGCAGCAUAAGGCUGAGAUAGCCAUGCGUAAGAUGCAACAACAGAGAAUGGCUCAGGCGGCGGCUUUAACUUUGCCAAAACUUAAGCCACAGCCAGUUGAAAUUGAGGUUAGAAAAGUUGAGCAUAGGCCAAGCGAAAAUCAUCCUGAAUACGACGAAGAGGAGGACGACGACGACGACGAAGAAGAUGAAGACGAAGAACAGGAAGAGGAAGACGAGGAGCGUCAACAGCAAAAUGAUAUAGACAAUGAGGAAGAACCUCUGUAUGAAAAUAUAACUCCAGUAGCACCAAUAACAAAUUUGGUAGACAAACGCUCACAAUUUCGCAAACGUUCGGUUAGCCUAGAUGAUGCCGAUCAUCCAUCUGUUAAUACCAUGUCUCUGCCGCCCAUAAUAGGCGGCAGUCCUUGCCGCGAUGACCACGAGCAACAGGACUUGCUUAAUCUGGCCAAUGUAUCAACUUAUCCAUCCUCAGAUUCACUGGCCAAUGACAAUACACGCGAUCAUUCCGAUGGCAUAUGGAAUGAAUCGCAGGUUACUGUCUUGACGGCCACCGAACAACGAGAUAUAUCCGAUGGUUCAUAUAGUUCCAAUCUGCUAUUGACACCAUCGACCAAACGUAAGAAUUUACUUUUGCAACACCAGCAAAGAAGUUCCGUGGAUACAGAUGCUUUGGACUUUGAGGAACAGAGCCCCACUUAUGGUCUACAAACACUGCCCAAAAUUAUUAAGAGCCCAACACCAAGUAUUACAGCAACUAGCACCACCGUGAGGCCAGCAGCAUCCACUCAAUCUUUGGCACCACUGCCAGCUAUAGCCGUAACGCCAUCAUCGCUGGACAUAUCGUCCCAUCAGCAACAGCAGCAGCAGCUGUUAACUUCUCCUUUGCCAAAACGUAGUAUGAUGAUCCCACGCGGAUCAGUGCCCGAUGCACGGCAAUUGAUGUAUAUGAAGCAACGUCAAACAGAUACCAUGGAUUAUGCACGUAGUGCUGAUAUAUCGGAAUGUAGCACUAACACAGAUGAGUAUGCCACAUGCACGGAUACAUCGAAACGUACUCCAGGUAUUAAGACACCGCCAACAACGACAAGUUCAUCGUCAACGACACAAGUGCCAGUGUCCACUCACAGCUCACAAUUGGAGAAAACUCACGGCGGUAGCUCAUUUGAAAGCGCCAGUUCCUUAUAUUCUAUGCGUGAGGAUUUACUACAACACGAUGAGAAAGAAAAGGAGAAAGAGAAGCGAUCCCAACGCAUAAAAUCUCCAUUGGGCUCUUUGAAUGAAUUGUCAAAGAGAUCACCAUCACACUCUGUAAGCAGUACGACAACGUCUUCUGUAUCUAUGGCCAAGGAAAGUCCUCCGCAAACUGUAGCCAGCACUUCCACGAGCCAAAUGAAAAUGACUACAGCCAAGGGAAAGGGUGGCGAUAAUUUGCCUAAACCAAAGCCAGAUUCCAUUUCCGAAGAUGAGCGCAGCGAAGUGCGCUACUCAUCCUCGGGUUACUAUGAAAGUCCCCACGAAGAUGACGACGAUGAGGAUAAGGAAGUUGUGGUUACUAAAAUGCGACGACAACGUCAAGAAGAUGAACGUAAACGACGUAAAACUAGCAUGAAAUUGGAUAUCGAAAAGGAGAAUAUGCGUGCUCUAACCAGCCCCAUUAAAAAGUCUACAGUCAGCCAGGGUAUUGCAACCAAAAUUCAAUCGCCCGAACAGCAACAACAAUCCAUCGAGGCAAGUGUUGGUGGUGGUAGUCCCAGUAGUAAAAUGAAACGUUUCCGUCCCAAAAUACGACGACAAUUGCGCAAGACAUCACGGGAAGAUGUUCUUUCGAAUGCAGCGGCUGUGAGAAGAACUCGCGGCACUACAACAACGGCAGGUUCAGGUACACCACCCAUUAUCUAUGGUCUAAGUAGUGCUACUAGUGGUAGUGGUGAUACCGAACUACUUUUAGAUGGCAGCAUGACCUCAACUACAACUAUAACAGCAGCUGCGUCUACCACUAAUGCUGUUGCAACAACAACUACGACUACAACAACCACUUCGGCUUCGUCGAUAAGUACAGUGACACAACAAGAGCCCCUUAAGAAACCCCAUAGCUGUGCCACUCCCACAGCUUUACUCUCGCCCAAGAUGCCCCACUCGGCUGCAAGUUGCACCCAAUCGAAAUCGACAUCGGAAACAUGUCAACUAAAGGCCAAAUCCAUAGAGUCGCUCCGAUCUGUUUCACCCGGUUCAGAUUCAGUUUUCUACAGUGAAGCCGAUGGCAAUGUUGCCGGUGGCGAUCAUGGACAUUGUCUGCAUUGUGGCAAAGAGAUGGAACAGGGUAAACCUCCAGUUACCGGGGAUUCAGUUGAAUCUAUACCCUAUAUUGAGCAAGAGGCAGAUAUUGUAAAACCUCCAUCGGACUUCGCCGACUCUCCAGUGAUAACAAAAACCACUCAGCGAUUGUAUAAGAAAAUGGACAAACGUUUUCGUUCCGAGGAGCGUUAUCAUGGCGAAAGGGGUAGACACUACAAGUCCAGGCAAGAGAACAUAAGAGCCAAGAGCGAAGAACGCGGCCGCAUUCCUAGUUUACCCAACACACCAGUUUUACGUCCUGCCGGCUCGAGUCCUUGUGUUCUGCCCGAUAUCAAUACAGAACAAAGUCAACAUAUAAUCUAUAAGGGUCACUAUGAUGCUGGCCGCUAUACACGUCUAACUGAUGAUGAUUUGUGGACGCAAUUGGAUCAUCAAUGUUUUGAUCGAUCCCGCGAACGACGCGCUUCCACAGAAUCGGAGAAAGGUUUCCAUGCCAAAUAUCAAGUGAUACUUCAUCGUCUUGUGCAGCGUCGCUGCACUUUGGAAAUGUAUCAUCGUCAGAAGCAUAACAAUUUUCGUGUGGAUAAAACUGUUGUGGUGAAAAGUGAUUCCGGUGAAUUUGGUUUUCGUAUACAUGGUUCCAAGCCAGUGGUCGUUGCAGCCAUUGAACCUGAAACUCCGGCAGAAAGUUCUGGCCUAGAAGUGGGUGAUAUUAUUAUAUCGGUCAAUGGAGUUCAAGUAUUGGAUAAACAUCACACAGAAGUGGUUAAAAUAGCCCACGAUGGUUGUGAGAAAUUGGAAUUACAAGUGGCUCGUACAAUUGGAGUUUUGAUGCAUGAACAAUUGGAACCACCAAGUCAACCAAUUUUCAGUGGUUACCUCUGGCGUCAGAGUGGACAAGCCAAGGGGGCACCCAAUUCAAAAAAAUGGGUGAGACGUUGGUUCUCACUGAGGCCAGACAAUUGUCUCUAUUACUACAAAACGGAAGAAGAUUCCCAACCAGUGGGCGCCAUGAUUAUGGCCAAACAUACUGUAGAUUUAUGUCCCAUUGAUAUAGGCAAACCAUUUGCUUUCAAAGUCGAUGCUGGCGAGGGUAUACCCAUGUAUGUGGCAGCCGAUUCCGAUGAAAUGGCUCAAAGAUGGUUAAAUCUUUUGCGUCAGGCGGCUUCACAGGAUAAUCAAUGGUUGGAUAAAAGUGCGCGUUCACUUUAUCAGAGUCCAUCGAGCAUAAUUCGGCCCGAUUGCUUUGGCUAUUUACUGAAAUUGGGCUCAAGGUGGUGCGGUUGGUCGAAACGCUAUUGUGUACUUAAGGAUGCCUGCCUCUAUUUUUAUCAAGAUGCAAAUAGCAAAAGUGCAUUCGGCAUGGCCUGUCUACAUGGCUAUAAAGUGGCCUCAAUGUCCACAAAUGCAUCGGGCAAAAAGAACUCUUUUGAGAUAAUACCACCAGAAACGAAAUUACGUCAUUAUUAUUUCUGUACCGAAAGCGAAAUGGAUAAAAAACGAUGGAUAUCUGCCUUGGAAUACUCAAUAGAUCGUUGGAUUAAAUCUGGGUAACUAAGGUUAAAAACACGCUCCAGAUCGGCUUUGGGUAGCCGACGAAAGCGUCGCAGUUUUAGCUAUUUCAUGGAUUGAAAUUCAAAUCGUUAUUUGACAUUUGGACACUAGUACGGGUACUACCAACACAAAAAAGGAAAACCAUAGAAUUUAAGUUUAGAAACAAAAAAAAACAAAUGAACUAGAUUUUAGAAUAGAACCAAUAGUCCAAUAAUACAAAAGAAGAGGCGAUUUUUGAUUAGCCAAUAAGAAAAGACAAGGAAUUUAGCCAGUCUGUCAAAUCGGGAUUAUAACUAUUUUGAACAGGAACAAAUAUAUAUAUAUAUAUAUGUAUAUGAUAGAAUACAAUAUAGAUGAUUUUUUGGUGUGUAUUCUUGUUAUAUAAAUUAUAUACAUACUUAUGUUUCGUGAGGUUGUCAUGUUAUACACACACCCACACCAACAUACACACACACACAC
Molecule: messenger RNA, 6623 nt
Organism: Drosophila willistoni
Lineage: Eukaryota; Metazoa; Arthropoda; Insecta; Diptera; Drosophilidae
Exons: 20
Coding region: 27-6164 (2045 amino acids)
Molecular function (GO): protein binding
Source: RefSeq, a predicted model, not a curated record